UUAGUCAGUGCCGUCUAGUGACCAGGCGCGAGCACUAGGGGGAGCUACAGAAGCAGCUUCGGGUCUUGAAGCUUUUAAAACGCGCUUCUUCCUUUAUACUUUCCUUGGUCUGGACUCUGGAGGACUGGUAGUCACUUUCGGGUGGAGUAACAACAAAUAGGAGAUAUAUCAAGGAGUUUACAAUGAAGUAUUAUGAAGAAGUCCAAGAAACUGGGGACAAGCGACCUUGUGCUGGUAUUCGGGAAGAUUUGAAAGCUUGUCUCCUAGCCACUGAUUGUGUUAGAUUGCAUAGGAAAACUCCCAAAGAGUGUCUGCUAUCAAAUGACCCAUCUGUACCACAAGAGUGCCAUGCCCUUCGAACAACAUUCUUUGAAUGCAAGCGAUCACUGUUGGAUAAUCGGCAGAGGUUUCGGGGACGAAAGGGAUACUAAUCUUCUUAGCUUAAGCUCCAGCAUCUCCUGUACAUAGAUGUGUGAAAAUAAAAGGCCCACCAAG
This is a messenger RNA of Homarus americanus (American lobster), 495 nucleotides long. RefSeq names its product cytochrome c oxidase assembly factor 5-like. Gene Ontology annotation, cellular component: mitochondrion. The coding region runs from base 183 to 431 and encodes 82 amino acids. NCBI's taxonomy places the organism in Eukaryota, Metazoa, Arthropoda, Malacostraca, Decapoda, Nephropidae. The record is from RefSeq and is a predicted model, not a curated record. Gene Ontology annotation, biological process: mitochondrial respiratory chain complex IV assembly. The transcript has 5 exons.